AUGGCUUCAUCACCGCCUGAUGGCCCUUCUUCCUCUGGCAGUUGCAACGAAAUCGUUCUGAUAGAAGACACCAACCACACUUCCUCCUUCAGCAAUACGACCCAAAUCGACGAACCACCCAACACCACCACCACCACCACCAUCAACAGAAGCCACAGUGUGGCUGAGGCGCUUUCUAAAUUAAUCAAGGCAGAUCUGAAUUCCAUUGCCACUGCUUCCAAGAGGAUCACCAAGUACGGACAUAAAAUCAAACUGGUGUGUGAGAGGUUCAAGAACCUCGAAGAAGCGAGGGGAAGUGCAGACGAGUACCGGGAAUUGAAGAAGAUGGUAAAGAAACUGAAGAAGCAGAUCUCUUCUUCCAGGCACAAGGAUGAGCCUGAUGAGUCCGAUGCGGCUCUCCAUCUACGGUCAAAUGAUUUGGCAAACAUCAACGGAGCCAACGCUAGCAAGAACGAGGCGAUCGAGCAAAGGUUGGACUUUGAACAAUUUGAGACACGUUACUAUGGGCUCGAGGAGGAGUUGAGGCUCUGUCUGCUAUGCUUUUCAGUGUUCCCGGAAAAUGUUGAAAUAAACAAGAGGGUCAUGAUAUACUGGUGGAUCGGAGAGGGCUUCGCACCUCCCCUUUACAGAAGAGGAAGUAGAAAGACACCAGAGCAGUUUGCCAAUGAGUUCUUCGACAAACUUAUUGAGCUGGGCUUCAUUGAGCCCGUGUGCAAAUAUCCUAGACUUGGAGUGAACAUCUGCAAGAUGAACCCUUUUGUUCGUUCUAUGGUGAUUGAGUUUGCCAAAAGGACUAACUUCUUCAAUUUUGAUGACGAGAGUAAUGCAGAAGAGUACUACUACUCUCAUUCUCUCCGGGCAUGCUUGAAACGUGGAGGAUUAACAAAAAUUCAGGAUUUGGGAACGCUUCACGCAUUGUUCAAUGUUGAUGAGACUAUUCUCGCCUUCAAGCCUGAAUGGUUUUCAAAGAUGAAAAAUGUCAAAGUUCUUUACUUGGGAAGGUGGCAGACCUCGCCCACACAUCACAUUGAAGUUGAGGAUAUUACGGCCAUGAAGAAAAGAAAUGCAAAUGUUUUGGAUGGUUUGGAAAAUGUCACACAACUGCAGUUUUUGAGCCUUCAAGGAAUCUCCAGAGUUACAGAGCUUCCCAGGUCCAUUUCAAAGCUCAAAAAUCUCACUAUCCUUGACAUUAGAGCUUGUCACAACCUUCAGGUAAUUCCCAAUCAAAUUCGGUGGCUCAAGAAUUUGACACACUUGGACAUGUCCGAGUGUUACCUGCUUGAUUUGAUGCCCAAGGGGCUUGCAUCGCUCUCCAAACUCGAAGUCCUCAGUGGGUUUGUGGUUGGAGAUUCAAGGGGCUCAUGCACUCUCGAUGAUUUAUGGAAAUUGCCAAAGCUGAGAAAAUUGAGCGUUCACACUGGUGUCAAUUCGUUUCCUUCAGACACAGAUCUGCGUGCUUUAAAUAAGUUCAAAGCUCUUACCAAGCUGACAAUCGCAUGGGGAAGGGGCUCUUUAAAUACUGCAGCAGAACAAGGAACAGCAGCUACCAAGAAAUUGGAUCUCAAAAUUGCUCUGUCAAGAAAAUUUGCAUUUAAGCGAGCAUAUGUGUCAAAUGCAGAGCUUCCCUCAGGACUGAUAAAAUUGGACCUUCAGUGUUUCCCUAGAAUGAUUACACCUAGUUGGCUGAGGCCUUUAACACUGAAGAACUUAAAGAAACUCUACAUCAGAGGAGGUAAGUUCUCUGAUCUGGGUCAAUUUCAGGAACUCGACAACGAGGAGAAGGACAAGUGGGAGGAAGUUAAAGAAUUGCGUCUGAAGUACUUAAACGACUUGGAGAUGGAUUGGAGCGAACUCCAGACAUUAUUUCCAAACUUGAAUUACUUGGAGAAGAUAAAGUGCCCAAAACUCACUGACUUCCCACCCGAUGGUAUCAUAGAUACGCAUGAUCUUUUCUUCUCACCACCAGCGUAA
Molecule: messenger RNA, 1971 nt
Organism: Camellia sinensis
Lineage: Eukaryota; Viridiplantae; Streptophyta; Magnoliopsida; Ericales; Theaceae
Source: RefSeq, a predicted model, not a curated record